UAGCUUAUCGUGCUGACAUCCCUGUCUUCGGGACUUCACUGGGCACGCACAGCUUUAUUAGGAGCCUCCUCCGCCGCGCACGCGUCCAUGUUCCCUCGACGAGGAACCCCUCCGCAACCCCUCCCAGAUGGCCUCCGAGGCGGACCUACAGAACUGGAGUAAUCAUUUCACCGUCAAUUGUUGCAGCGCCGCGGCGGCAGCGCUGCUAGUAUUUGACUACGCCCUGACGUUCGAGCAAGAGGUCGACUACAUCUGGAGCAGCUCCAACUAUGGCUACGUGCUCGUCUUCUUCGCGAACCGCCUCGCAAUGCUCGGGAUGGCGGUGGGGUCUGUCCUGAAUAUGCUGCCGUGGUACUCUACAAUGAGUUGCACGGCGGUGAACUGGUCUCUGGCAGCGUUUCAAAUCCUCGCAUUGUUCCUAUGGGCCAUUGUCUCUACACUGCGAGUGUACGCCGUCAGCAAUCGGGACUGGGGCUUUACCAUCCUCACGCUCUGCCUGGGGCUGACGCCCGUGGUCACCAACCUUUAUGCGAACAUUGCCGCGGCAUUCUUCCCCGUGUAUUCUUUUGCAUACACAUAUUGCGGGGGAAGCACCUACUAUUCCGAGGAUGUCGCCAAUAGAGCCUGCCUCAUCGCGUCCGAUUCACUGGUCCUGUUCAUCGCAUGGUACCAACUACACACCGGCUUUUACAACUCCGCCCGCCCCGGUGUACGAUCAACGCUGACUACGUUCCUGCUUCGAGACGGGACGCUCUACUUUGUGUACGUCCGAUUGUGUUUGAGUUGCACAGGGUCUGACCCUGUCUCAAGAGUGUUGCUGGUGCUCAACGUAGCUCAGGUGAUAACAGACAUUGACAUCGGAGUGUUUUUCAACCCCCUUCCAUCCUUCUCGAACCCGUACGUCGCGUCUCACCGACUAAUGCGCUGAGAUCUGAACGGUACCACAGCAUAACAUCGAUCAUCAUCUCGCGGUUCCUCCUCGCCCUUCGCCGGCUUGCUCUGCAGAC
Messenger RNA from Fomitopsis serialis, 1007 nucleotides. RefSeq lists its product as uncharacterized. The transcript has 9 exons. The coding region runs from base 128 to 928 and encodes 266 amino acids. The record is from RefSeq and is a predicted model, not a curated record. Lineage: Eukaryota; Fungi; Basidiomycota; Agaricomycetes; Polyporales; Fomitopsidaceae.